AGCGUUAUCGAAUACCUGGAAAUACCAAUGAUCUACAGAGUGCAACACUUAUUCCUGUAUUCUAUUGGGUUCAAAAGUUGGCAGGGAAAAGUCAUAUCAAGAUGCUACAUCAGGUCUUGCCAGGCACGGUAAGGCGCAGAAAAGUCUCGUCGGUCUGAUCCUACUCAUCGUUAGCGUGUUAAUGACAGUUGCAGCAACAACGAUAGAAACAAUUCACGACAUGAAGGGAUGUUGUGGAUUGGGCUAUGACUAUUUAUGCAACUUCGAGAACAAAUUCAAAACUAAAAAACAAGACAUUGUAGAUCGUUCUCAUCAAGUGAAUAAGGGAAUUGAAAAAGCUAUUAACUUGAAGUCUAAAAUGGAAGAUCUGGCGAAAAGUAUCGGUGAAAUGUGGAAAGAGCUGGAGCGAAUCAUCAACUGACUGACUCUGGUAUCAAGGACUUGACUUGUCUCAAGAAUCUGAAAUACACAAUGACGUGUAGUUGAAGAUUGCCAAGACGGUGAUAGAAGGUCGGUUAGCGAGCUUUACACGGAAGACAUGGCAACCCACAACGCCAACUCUGCUGAAUGUCUUAACGAAUACGGCGAGCCCUACACCUCCAAGGACGACGUCAAGAGACAGCUACGAGAGGCAGCAAACUGCAAUCUCUCCAAACUGCAAACUCAAUAGUCUCCCAGUUAGAAUGUGUAUAUGUGAAAAGAAGGCAGUGAUGUCUGCAGUUCAGAUCGCCCGAGGAUUAAAGACAACCAUGAAUCUAUCUGUAUCCAAUCCUCAACGCAUCCAAGCAAUCAUGGAUACUUGUAAGGAAGAUCCAAGCUCGCAGCUGGCACCAAAAAAGAUUCAAGAUAUUUUGCGAAUGGAAACGCUCGGAAAUUACGGUUGCCGAUAUUGCAGAGUUAGAAAACGUGACAGAAGUGCAAGUAAACGCUGUGGAAUGUCCUGGGAUGGAUCUGUGAGAGAACCGUCACUUCGCAACAAUUGCAACAGAGUGAAAUAUGAGUUAGAUGGCAGACUGGGGUAUCAUGGGAUUCCGAUCGUCAUGGAGAUGGGCUCUGUUCAUCUGUUGUCUGGUAACCAACCACUAUCUGAUCUGCGCUACCUUAGCCUAUCCAGACCCGGAAAUCCAAGCAACAAUUGCACGAUACUACCGCGAAAAAUAUGGCGACCACUUCGACUAUGAAGAGGAUGACAGCCCAAAAGCCUCCGAAGGAAGCACUUCGCCGCACAGAAAUGGUACUUCAGGUCUCGCCAGACAUAGCAAAGCGCAGAAAAAGUUCUUUUUUAGUCUGUUCCUUCUCAUCGUCAGUGUGGUGACCGCUGUUGUGGCCACCACGGUUGAGACGAUCUAUGACAUAAAGGGAUGCUGUGGUCUGGUGGGCUACAAAUAUCUUUGCAACUUCGAGAACAAAUUCAAGAAUCGAAAAGAAGACAUCGUUGAUCGUUCUAAAAAAGUAGACGAAGGUGUCAAAAAAGCCUUGGGCUUUAAAAGUGGUAUGGAGGAACUCGCGAAAGACAUUGGAAAGAUGUGGAGCAGGCUAGAGGAAAUCCUUAGCCUUCAGAAACAAAUCCUGAAGACGAUCGACCCUAAAAUUGACGAAGCUCUUAACAUGAAAAUCAAGGCUAUCAAGCAAGAGGCGGAUGUGGAUAGUCUUACUCUGAACAAGCUGGACCAGGCCACGAACCCCACGAUAAGGAACCUUAAUAUUGCGGGGUCUUGGAUAUUUGGUCCCGGUCUCUCUGGUAUCGACCUUAUGUCUAGAAAAGCAUGGGAGAGAAUUAAGACAGGAAAGAUCUUCAAGUCCCUCAAGGCCGAUUACGCCACAAAGUUAUUUAAAGCCGCACCAACAAGGGUACAAAAUCUCCUGGGGUUUACAGAUGACGUAGCCAAAGGAUUUCUAAAAACAACUGCUAUAUCACGAUUUGGAGUAAAAUCUGUUAAAGCCAUGAAAUUCAUGAAGGUGUUGAAAGGCGCAGGCCCGGCCUUGACAAUUGUAAGCAUAGGUUUUGACCUGUAUAACCUCAUCAGUACGUUGGUUGGAUGUAGCAAAAAGGUGGGGCAAGCGAAAGACGCCAUGGCUAAACUAGAUAAUGCAGAGAAAGACUUGUCCUCCAAUGAACGGGAUCUAAGGGAACUAUUCGAUGAACUAAUAGAUUAUAGAAACAAUUACUUGAUCCCGAAUAUACGAUCCGAAGGACUUCAAAGGGCUCUAGAAGGAGUGUGGGAAAUCAUUAAUGGCAUUCAACGGUCGGUGAAAACAUGGGAUGCCCGUGGGUGCGUACGAAGGAUCCCUCAAUACAAACGUAUCCUUAAGUAUUCGAACAGCUCGCAGAGUAUUAGCACUGCCAUCAAUGAGUUCACCAACGGCUGCCUCAAGAAACUGACAUACACUAUGAGUUGCAGGCUGAGAACUCUGCGUAUGAUCCGGCAGGUGAUUGACAGAUGUCAAGCAGGCAAGCACAUUAGUAGGUUGUACGAGGAAGCCGUGACAACGCACAACGCCAACUCUGCUGAAUGUCUUAACCAUCACGGGGAGCCCUACACCUCCAAGGACGACGUCAAAGCAAGUCUCCGAAAGGCUGCGAGAGCACAGGGUUUCUCAGCACAAUGCAGGCUUAACAGACUAUCAGUUCAAAUGUACAUCUGCAAAAAUAAGGCCACUCAGUCUGCAGAGCAGAUCGCCCAGGGAUUAAAAACAGAAAUGAAUUUGUCUGUAUCCGAGCCGGAGAGAAUCCAAGUAAUCAUGGAUGCGUGCAAGGAUGAUCCAAGUUCGCAGCUAGAAUCAGUGAAGAUUCAAUCUAUUUGCGAAUGGAAGCGAUCGGAAAUUUCGGAUGCUGAUAUUGCAGAGUUAGAAAAGGUAACAGAAGAGCAAGUAAACGCCGUGAAGUGUCCUGGGAUGGACCUGUGAGGUUUUCUUGCAAAGCAUCAUUGGAAAAGCAAAAAGCAGAUUUUGAUAUUGACGAAUUGAAAAGAUCAGAAUUUUCCGCUGCAGACAUCAGUAGCGGCUCAAGGGGUGUGUGUGUGGGGGUGGGGGGGUGGGGGGUGGUAGGGGCUUAACCCCCUCCCCCCAAUUGGGCUGCCUGAAAGCCAUGUGUAACAAAAAAUACCCCCGCACCCUGUGUUACUGAGCCAAAUCCCCUUGUAGCGAAAAGCUAGAUCCGCCCCUGGUGUUCACAUUUCUGAAUUGAUCCGUCAGAUCUUACGAGGCAUUUUAUCAUUUAAAACUUGUGACGAAAAGAAAUAAAACAUCUGCUGUAACCAAAACUGUUACGCUUUGUAUGCCAACCGUCAAUAAACCGAAAGAGAGAACUGA
Messenger RNA from Nematostella vectensis (starlet sea anemone), 3312 nucleotides. RefSeq lists its product as uncharacterized. The transcript is spliced from 16 exons. Bases 1006 to 2907 code for a protein of 633 amino acids. The record is from RefSeq and is a predicted model, not a curated record. Lineage: Eukaryota; Metazoa; Cnidaria; Anthozoa; Actiniaria; Edwardsiidae.